UUCUUUGGAUAAAGAAAUGAGAUUGGUGGAACUUCAAGAAAACGGGAACGGAGAUGGACUCUCUAACCUUCCCUUGGGAGCUAAAAACAAAUACAGGAGUAUGGAUUCGGAGCUCCCAGACGACGAAGACCCCUCGCAUCAUCCUCAUCAACAGGUUGGCAGCAACAGUACGAAGAAAUACGUUUUCACUUGUGCUAUCUUCGCCUGUCUCAACUCCGUGCUUCCCGGCUACGAUGUGGGUGUUAUGAGUGGAGCUAUUCUAUUCAUUCAGGAAGAUCUGAAGAUAACAGAGGUGCAGGAAGAAGUUCUUGUUGGUUGCUUGAGCAUCAUCUCACUUUUAGGCAGUUUAGCUGGUGGUAAAACCUCAGACACCAUUGGUAGAAAAUGGACAAUGGCUUUAGCAUCGAUUAUAUUUCAAACAGGUGCAGCUAUAAUGGCGGUUUCUCCUUCUUUCCAAAUACUGAUGAUAGGAAGACUCUUUGCUGGGGUAGGGAUUGGUUUUGGAGUCAUGAUUGCCCCUAUUUACAUUGCUGAGAUAUCACCCACCAUUGACAGAGGAUCUUUCACUUCUUUGCCUGAGAUUUUCAUCAACUUUGGAAUCCUUCUCGGAUACAUCUCAAACUAUGCAUUUUCAGGUCUUUCGCCGGACAUAAACUGGAGAAUAAUGCUUGCAGUUGGAAUCCUACCAUCAAUCUUUAUUGGGUUUGCUCUGUUCAUCAUACCUGAGUCACCCAGGUGGUUGGUGAUGCAGAACCGUGUUGAAGAAGCAAGAUUGGUCCUGCUGAAGACAAUCGAUAAUGAGAGAGAGGUUGAACAGAGACUUGAAGAGAUACAGCAAGCAGCUGGGACUGCUAUUGCAAAGAAGUAUGAAGAGAAAGCUAUAUGGCGUGAACUCUUAAGCCCUUCUCAUGCAGUUCGUCGCAUGCUGAUAACUGGGAUUGGAAUUCAAUGUUUACAGCAGAUCACAGGUAUGGAUGCAACUGUAUAUUACAGCCCCACAAUCUUCAAAGAAGCUGGAAUUGAGGACAAGAGUAUGCUGCUUGCUUCGACUGUUGCUGUUGGAUUUGCCAAGACUAUUUUCAUUUUGGUUGCCAUUGUACACAUUGACAGAGUGGGAAGAAAACCACUGCUAUACGUGAGCACAAUCGGAAUGACUAUGUGUUUGUUGGGAUUAAGCCUUACUCUUUCUUUACUGAGGGAUGGAGCAGCCAUUCCACUGUCAAUUUUGGCUGUUUGUGGGAAUGUUGCUUUCUUCUCAAUAGGAAUUGGUCCAGUUUGCUGGGUCGUGACAUCUGAAAUCUUCCCUCUCAAAUUACGUGCUCAGGCAGCAGCAAUUGGAGCUGUGGCAAAUAGGGUGAGCAGCGGCCUAAUUGCCAUGUCCUUCCUGUCCAUUUCUCGUGCCAUUACAAUGGCAGGAACCUUCUUCAUCUUUUUCCUGAUUUCGGCUCUCUCCAUUGCCUUUGUUUAUGUUUUUGUUCCUCAAACAAAGGGGAAGUCUUUGGAGCAGAUUGAGUUGCUUUAUCAGAAUAUGGAAGGAUGGCAAGGUAGUAAGGUUGAGCUUGGAGAUGUGGAGCAUCUAGUGCAAAAACAAUGACUGGCUUGUAAGCCAGUUUGAUGAACCAAAACUCUUCCAACAUGUCUUCCAACUUUACAACUAGCUUGAAGGAAGAUAGGGAGGCUUCUCAUGUUUCAGUUAGAAAUCUUGCUGAUUUUCCACGGUAUAGGAUUUCUAGUUGAAACCACGCUGUCGUACAUGAGUUAUGCAGCUACAAGAACUCCUGUUUUAAAAUCCAUUCAAACAAGAGGAACAAUUAUCUGUUACCAGAAUUGCAUUCUUCUUUGUUCAGAAGCCUUCCUAAACUUAUUGAGAGCCUGAUGUAUACAGCCCCUCCUAUAAUCAUAUACCUGAGAAACUAUUAGAAAUUGGUUUUAGCUCUUAGAAUGCA
Molecule: messenger RNA, 1946 nt
Organism: Telopea speciosissima
Lineage: Eukaryota; Viridiplantae; Streptophyta; Magnoliopsida; Proteales; Proteaceae
Product: probable polyol transporter 4
Exons: 2
Coding region: 17-1594 (525 amino acids)
Biological process (GO): transmembrane transport
Cellular component (GO): membrane
Molecular function (GO): myo-inositol:proton symporter activity; carbohydrate transmembrane transporter activity
Source: RefSeq, a predicted model, not a curated record